AUGGCGCCAACCACCCCGGAAGAAGCACCCAAGAAGCGCGGUCGCGGCAGGCCCCCUAAAGCCGAUGGCCAGAAGAAGGCCGCCUACGUCCCCACAGGACGCCCUCGCGGACGACCCAAGGGUAGCGGAGGCGUGAAGAAGGCCGUUACCCCCAAGAAUCCCGCUACGGGUACCGGUAGAGGACGCGGCAGACCCAGGAAGAGCGACGUCGCCGAUGCGCCUGCCACGCCCACGGCUGCGACUGCCACACCCAAGAAGAGCACGCCAGCCAAGUCCGCCUCGUCCACCGGCCGCCCCCGUGGUCGCCCUCGCAAAUCCGACGCGUCUACUGCCGCGCCCACGCCCAAGAAAGCCGAGUCGGCGCAAAAGGGCAAGGGAAGGAAGAGCGACGUCUCGAAGGAGUCGUCUUCCUCCGGUUCGUCGUCGGGGUCUGACGAUGAAGAACAGGCUCCUAAGAAUGCCUCCAAGCCGCUCUCCGAUGCCGCCGACUCCACCGAAGAGGAAAUGUUUACUGUUACACCAAAGUUACGAUGCAUGGGUCUUGGGCGUUGGUUUGGCGGGAAUCGAAGAACAGUUCACGAAAAAAGAAGGGAAAAAAGCAACAAAAAAAAGCUCUGGGUCAUCGCUCUCGAAGUGGCUACUCAAAAUAUAUUUGGUGUCGAGGAAGGUCAAUGUUUCUCAAUAUCCCAGCUGAGGCUUCCCCGGCACAUGAGGAUUCGACCGUUUAUUAGACACCAUGCGUUUUGCUGA
This is a messenger RNA of Colletotrichum higginsianum IMI 349063, 750 nucleotides long. RefSeq names its product AT hook domain-containing protein. Gene Ontology annotation, molecular function: DNA binding; transcription coregulator activity. The transcript has 3 exons. Bases 1 to 750 code for a protein of 249 amino acids. Gene Ontology annotation, biological process: regulation of DNA-templated transcription. NCBI's taxonomy places the organism in Eukaryota, Fungi, Ascomycota, Sordariomycetes, Glomerellales, Glomerellaceae. Gene Ontology annotation, cellular component: nucleus; chromatin. The record is from RefSeq and is a predicted model, not a curated record.